CGGCUGUGCCUCGGUCGGACACAGGGCUUGCGGUGCAUUCUGUGAGAGAGGAUCACUUCGUCCAGAGCUUAUCCGCUGAAGGUGAAAUUGACCUCAAAAUGGCAUCUUCCGAAGAAAUCCUGGUCAAGGAGCUCGACAAGCGGGCCUCGGGCCAAGCCUUUGAGGUCAUCCUGGCUGCUCCUGCCCCGGAUGCCAAGGCCGAAUUCCCCCUGACUCCCCCCAAGAAGAAGGAUGUGUCGCUGGAGGAAAUUCAGAGGAAACUGGACGCUGCAGAGGAGAGGCGCAAGAACCAUGAAGCUGAGGUUCUGAGGCACUUGGCUGAGAAGCGCGAGCACGAAAAGGAAGUGCUCCAGAAAGCUAUGGAGGAAAACAACAACUUCAGUAAGAUGGCAGAGGAGAAGCUCAAUCAGAAGAUGGAGGCCAACAAAGAGAACCGCACAGCACUAAUGGCGGCAAUGAAUGAGAAAUUCAAGGAGAAGGACAAGAAGUUGGAAGAGGUGCGAAAGAACAAGGAAACCAAAGAGGGCUCCGAGGACUGAGCGCUGAGAAAUGGGGGGGGGGAUUGUACAGGGUUUUUUACGUAUCCAAAGAUUGAUUUAUUUUUUGUUUGGCCAGUAUUUUUGUUGUGUUCACUACCCACCUUUUUGAAAUAAAUCCAAGUUCUACUCUGUGAAUUUUUUCCAAUUAUCCUGCUAUAAGUGUACUUGCGCUGGUUUUACAUGUGGAUCAUUUCCCCCACUUGUGAGUCUGUUCAAUUUGAUAUUAGCUUGUCGGUGCAGCUUCUGCCAUUUUGGAAAAUUAGCAUUGUACCUUUUUCUU
Molecule: messenger RNA, 819 nt
Organism: Pungitius pungitius (ninespine stickleback)
Lineage: Eukaryota; Metazoa; Chordata; Actinopteri; Perciformes; Gasterosteidae
Gene: stmn1a
Product: stathmin 1a
Exons: 5
Coding region: 99-539 (146 amino acids)
Biological process (GO): regulation of microtubule polymerization or depolymerization; microtubule depolymerization; neuron projection development
Cellular component (GO): cytoplasm; neuron projection
Molecular function (GO): tubulin binding
Source: RefSeq, a predicted model, not a curated record